GGUUGGUACCCGCCAACAUGGCGGCGGCGGCGCUGGAGUGUCUCGCGGCGGCCUGUCUCCUCCUUGCGGUCCAGGUGGCCUGUGAAUAUGGCAUGGUACACGUGGUCUCUGAGACGGGGGGUCCCAAAGGCAAGGACUACUGCAUCCUCUACAACCCGCAGUGGGCUCAUCUGCCACACGACCUCAGCAAGGCGUCUCUUCUGCAGCUGCGGGACUGGACGACCUCCAUGCUCUGCUCUCCAUCUGACCUCCCUGCCAAAGGCUUCAGCAACCAGAUUCCACUGGUGACUCGGGGGAACUGCACCUUCUACGACAAAGUGAGGCUAGCCCAGGGCAGCGGGGCACAUGGACUGCUUAUCGUCAGCAAGGAGACCCUGGUCCCCCCAGGAGGCAACAAGACGCAGUAUGAGGAAAUCGGCAUUCCCGUGGCCCUGCUCAGCCACAAAGACAUGCUGGACAUUUUCAAGAGUUUUGGCCGAGCAGUGAGGGCAGCAUUGUAUGCCCCCCACGAGCCCAUGCUGGAUUACAAUAUGGUCAUCAUCUUCAUCAUGGCUGUUGGCACCGUCGCCCUUGGGGGCUACUGGGCUGGGAGCCGGGACGUGAAGAAAAGGUACAUGAAGCAUAAGCGGGAUGACGAGCCUGAGAAGCAGGAGGAUGAGGCUGUGGACGUGACGCCCGUCAUGACCUGUGUCUUUGUGGUUAUGUGCUGCUCCAUGCUGGUGCUCCUGUACUACUUCUACGACCAUCUUGUCUAUGUGAUCAUUGGGAUUUUCUGCCUGGCCUCCUCCACGGGCCUCUACAGCUGCCUGUCACCAUUGGUCCAGAGGCUGCCAUUUGGCAAAUGCAGGAUCUGUGACAACAGCCUGCCCUACUUCCACAAGUGUCCUCAGGUCCGCAUGCUGCUCCUGGCACUGUUCUGUGUGGCUGUCAGCGUGGUGUGGGGAGUCUUCCGGAAUGAGGACCAGUGGGCCUGGAUCCUUCAGGACACGCUGGGUAUCGCCUUCUGUCUGUACAUGCUAAAAACCAUCCGCCUCCCCACUUUCAAGGCUUGCACGCUGCUGCUGCUGGUACUGUUCAUCUAUGACGUCUUCUUCGUGUUCAUCACGCCCUUCCUGACCAAGAGCGGGAACAGUAUCAUGGUAGAAGUGGCGACUGGGCCUGCAGACUCAGCCACACAUGAGAAGCUGCCCAUGGUCUUGAAGGUACCCAGGCUGAACGCCUCACCACUGGCCCUAUGUGACCGGCCCUUCUCCCUCCUGGGUUUUGGGGACAUCCUGGUUCCAGGGUUGCUUGUGGCAUAUUGCCACAGGUUUGACAUCCAGGUGCAGUCAUCCAGGGUCUACUUUGUGGCCUGCACCAUUGCCUAUGGCAUCGGCCUCCUGGUGACGUUCAUGGCCCUGGCCCUCAUGCAGCGUGGCCAGCCCGCCCUCCUCUAUCUGGUGCCCUGCACGCUGAUCACCAGUGGCACCCUGGCCCUGUGGCGCAGAGAGCUGGGCAUGUUCUGGACGGGCAGUGGCUUUGCGAAGGAUCUACCUCAGCCUCCUUGGGCGCCAGCCUCAGCUGAAGGCCCACAGCCUCUGAAAGACUCUGAGGUUGUGGUUUCCCAGCAGCCUCCAGGUGAAGCCCAGGUCAAGCCCACCCUGCCCGCAGAGCAUCCUCCAGAACUGGCUGGUCCUGAAGAUGUGGCCGGUGUGUCCACCCAGGAAUCCAAGAGUCCUGUAAGCCACACCUCUGAGUCUCCAGGCCUGUCAGGUGCCUCAGCCUAGGGGACAGUGCAGCCUCAGUCUUCGCCGUUUCCCCGAAACUGGAACUGCCAUCCUCCCAACUUGGUGCUCUGGUCUGGCCGAUGCUCACAUCUCCUCUGCCUCCUCGAGCCCAGC
This is a messenger RNA of Molossus molossus (Pallas's mastiff bat), 1880 nucleotides long. It is a transcript of the gene SPPL2B, whose product is annotated as signal peptide peptidase like 2B. Gene Ontology annotation, molecular function: aspartic endopeptidase activity, intramembrane cleaving. The record is from RefSeq and is a predicted model, not a curated record. Lineage: Eukaryota; Metazoa; Chordata; Mammalia; Chiroptera; Molossidae. Gene Ontology annotation, biological process: membrane protein proteolysis. Bases 18 to 1766 code for a protein of 582 amino acids. Gene Ontology annotation, cellular component: Golgi-associated vesicle membrane; lumenal side of endoplasmic reticulum membrane; cytoplasmic side of endoplasmic reticulum membrane. The transcript is spliced from 15 exons.